GCGCCGGUCGUCUCCUCCGCAGCUUCCGGCACGGCCUUCAAGCGAGGGACGCGACAGUCAUGGACCGCAACCCCUCGCCGCCGCCGCCGGGUCGCGACGAGGAGGAGGAGGAGGUGGCCGGUGGAGACUGCAUAGGGAGCACGGUCUACAGCAAACACUGGCUCUUCGGCGUCCUCAGCGGACUCAUCCAGAUUGUUAGCCCUGAAAACACCAAAUCUAGCUCAGAUGAUGAGGAGCAGCAGAUGGAGCUUGAUGAAGAAAUGGAGAAUGAAAUUUGCAGAGUAUGGGAUAUGUCAAUGGAUGAGGACGUGGCUUUAUUUCUCCAAGAAUUUAAUGCUCCUGAUAUAUUCAUGGGAGUACUGGCCAGGUCCAAGUGUCCUCGAUUAAGAGAAAUCUGUGUGGGAAUUUUAGGUAAUAUGGCCUGUUUCCAGGAGAUAUGUGUGUCCAUCAGCAGUGAUAAAAAUCUUGGGCAGGUGUUACUGCACUGUUUGUAUGAUUCAGACCCACCUACUCUGCUGGAAACAAGCAGGUUGUUGCUUACUUGCCUUUCCCAGGCAGAAGUGGCCAGUGUUUGGGUUGAAAGGAUCCGGGAACAUCCAGCUAUUUAUGAUAGCAUUUGCUUCAUUAUGUCAAGUUCAACAAAUGUUGACUUGCUGGUGAAGGUGGGGGAGGUUGUGGACAAGCUCUUUGAUUUGGAUGAGAAACUAAUGUUAGAAUGGGUCAGAAAUGGGGCUACUCAGCCUCUGGACCAACCCCAGGAAGAGUCUGAAGAGCAGCCAGUGUUUCGGCUUGUGCCCUGUAUACUUGAAGCUGCCAAACAAGUACGUUCUGAAAAUCCAGAAUGGCUUGAUGUUUACAUGCAUAUUUUACAACUGCUUACCACAGUGGAUGAUGGAAUUCAAGCAAUUGUACAUUGUCCUGACACUGGAAAAGACAUUUGGAAUUUACUUUUUGACCUGGUCUGCCAUGAAUUCUGCCAGUCUGAUGAUCCACCCAUCAUUCUUCAAGAACAGAAAACAGUGGUAGCCUCUGUUUUUUCAGUGUUGUCUGCCAUCUAUGCCUCACAGACUGAGCAAGAGUAUCUAAAGAUAGAAAAAGUAGAUCUUCCUCUAAUUGACAGCCUCAUUCGGGUCUUACAAAAUAUGGAACAGUGUCAGAAAAAACCAGAGAACUCGGCAGAGGCUAACACAGAAGAAACUAAAAAGACUGAUUUAACCCAAGAUGAUUUCCACUUGAAAAUCUUAAAGGAUAUUUUAUGUGAAUUUCUUUCUAAUAUUUUUCAGGCAUUAACAAAGGAGACGGUGGCUCAGGGAGUAAAGGAAGGCCAGUUGAGCAAACAGAAGUGUUCCUCUGCAUUUCAAAACCUUCUUCCUUUCUAUAGCCCUGUGGUGGAAGAUUUUAUUAAAAUCCUACGCGAAGUUGAUAAGGCGCUUGCUGAUGACUUGGAAAAAAACUUCCCAAGUUUGAAGGUUCAGACUUAAAACCUGAAUUGGAAUUACUUCUGUACAAGAAAUAGACUUUAUUUUUCUCACUGACAGUUGAAAUUGACUUAUUGGAAAUAUUAACUAAAGCCCAUAUUAGACCAUAAUUGUCUGGUGUUAACAUUUUUCUGUCUUAGACUUGUCUCACUUUUUUUGACUUUGGAAUCUGGGGUUUCACCACUGUCACCCCUCUUUUUAUGUGAUAUUUAUCAUCCUCAGUUGAGGAAAGCAAAAAUGUAAGCUUAUCAUUGAGGUUCUUUUUAGGAUAUGUGCGAGAUCAGUGUUGAUUUUCUUCAUAGCUGUUAAUUUUGUUUGUUUGUUUGUUUGUUUUGAGACGGAGUCUCACUCUGUCGCCCAGGCUGGAGUGCAGUGGUGCGAUCUCAGCUCACUGCAAGCUCCGCCUCCUGGGUUUAUGCCAUUCUCCUGCCUCAGCCUCCUGAGUAACUGGGACCACAGGUGCCCGCCACCACGCCUGGCUAAUUUUUUGUAUUUUUAGUAGAGACGGGGUUUCACUGUGUUAGCCAGGAUGGUCUCGAUCUGACCUCGUGAUCCGCCCGCCUUGGCCUCCCAAAGUGCUGGGAUUACAGGCGUGAGCCACUGCGCCCAGCCUAAUUUGAUUUUUUUAAGUGAGAAUUACGUCUUUGUAUCCACUGUAAGUGUAUUCAGCUGCAGUAACAGAAACCCUCCUGUAGCAGCUGAAUCUGAUCUCUUUCAGGAACCUUAUGCAAUAAGUCCAGAUGUAAUGAGGUGGCUCCUUUCACCCUUCACGUGGUCUGCCAGGUAGACCUUUGCGUUCAUGUUUAUUGCCUUGUGGUUAAGGGGGCUGUGCCAUCUCUGGGCCUUUAUCCACAUUCAGGAAGGAAAAGGGAGAAAGAGAAGGGGCUUUUUCCUACCAAGUCUUUGCAUGUGUUUGGCUGGGUGGGAGGGGGCUUUUUAAUAGAUUUUUAAGAAAAUAUCUGUUAUGAAUAACAAAGCCAGCUUUCUAAACCUCACUUUUGGUAUAGCCCCUUCCCAAUUUAUAUCAGUUUUUUGGCUUUAAAGCACUGGUCUUGCCUCAUACUUUGUUUUCUUUCCUUGAGAGAUUUUUGGUGAUAAAACCAGAUUUUUGGUGAUAAAAACAAUAAUCUUAUUGGUAAGAGAUAAUACGAUUUCCAGUUUAGAGGUAGGUUUAUGGUUGGAAGUGUCACUGCUGAAAAGAACUGGAACAUAAAAGUAAAAUCUUACAGGUGAAAUCUCAUUGGUAGGGUUAUAUAUACUACACUGUAUGUAUAUUCGCAUGUCCUCAGUGCUGACCUUAUUGGUAGGCUGAAUUGACUAUAUUCAGUAUGAGAUUUCAAAGGCACUGAAAUCACUCCUACCUGCUAGCUGACACGAAAAUUCCACUUUUGGUUUUUUUUUGUUUAAGUUUAAGCUUAAGAUGCAAACACUGAUUAAGAAUAAUACUUGAGGUUAUUAGUUAUGUUUACCUCAGUGCAUAUGAAUUUCACGUUUUUUCUGAGAGCAUGUUGUUUGUUGUUGUUUUUUUGUUUGUUUGUUUUUAACUUUUUUUCUUUUUUUUUGAGACGGAGUCUUGCUCUAUCGCCCAGGCUGGAGUGCAGUGGCGGGAUGUCGGCUCACUGCAAGCUCCGCCUCCCGGGUUCACACCAUUCUCCUGCCUCAGCCUCCCGAGUAGCUGGGACUACAGGCACCAGCCACCACGCCCAGCUAAUUUUUUAAAUAUUUUUAGUAGAGAUGGGGUUUCACCGUGUUAGCCAGGAUGGUCUCAACCUGACUUCGUGAUCCGCCAGCCUCGGCCUCCCAAAGUGCUGGGAUUACAGGCGUGAGCCACCACGCCCAGCCUUCUGAGAGCAUGUUUUAAAACGGGAAGCACAAGGACCUUAUGUACCUGAAGGAGUGUUCCACAAAAAUGGCAAAUUACAGAGGGAGGAGGAGAAAGGAUAGUAGUGGGAAGGCAAGGAGUGUCCAAUUUAUUUUCUGCUCACAUUUCUGUCUUGGACCUACACUGUUUACUUUGUUACUUCUUUAUUGUUAGCAUUAUGAGUCUUGGUACAUAUUUUCAUAGUACUUUGGUAUAUUUGAAAACAUCCUAUAUCUAUAAAUUAUGAUACUUUUAAGUGACCAAUGUUAAAGCAUUUUUAAUGCUGCAUGUUCUGAAGAAUUCACUCACAAGAUUUAGUGCUUGAAUCAGUUGCAGUGAUAUUUUGAAAUGGUGCUUUCUCCAGAACCAUAAAUAUGAAAUUUUAUAUACAAAUGAAAUUAUAUACACAAAUGAAAUGGAAACUCAUUUUUUUCCCUAUACUGUUUGGCAGGGAAGAGGAAAAAUGCAAAAUGAGCUUGAGUUAGCAUUUGUUAUAUUGAGUUUGAUAUUUUAAGUACCUAAACCACUAAGAAAGAAGGCAUGGUUUCCUUCCACUGUUUUGUUUUGUUUUUUUUUUUUUUAAGAUAUUUUAUCCCCUACAGCAAAUGGGAUAUAGCUAAACUGUUGUUUUCUUGGUGGGUUCAUCUUUCCAGAUCAAGAGUUUCCCCACUCUAUCUUUAAUAUUUUCUAUUGCUUUGCUUUGAAUUAGUUACUGAAUAAUUUUGGUAUGUAAGUGGGAAAAAGUUUAAGAGCCACCUCUCAGCCUGAUAUACUUUUUUUUGGUGAAGCAGAUGUAGAAACCGACUAUAAGCAUUAAAAAACAACCUCUGUUAGGGGUUCAGAAAAUCUUAAGUAUAUGAAAUAUUGAACACCAUUAUCUGUUCUUCUGGACUGGGCAAUAAUGAUGCUGUGUGUGAGCUAGCUGUGAAGCUGAUAAUCUGUAACUCUAGUAUUCUGUUUCUUCAACUAAUAUUCUUUUUUAAUUAAUAUUCUUUAUGACCUAAUCAAUAGCCUUUUUAAAAAAGAAGAAAUAGGUCCAUAUUAAUUUAGGACUGAAUUAUUUAUUCUACUUGAGCAUGUGUUCUCUUUUACCACUUUGGAACUUCAGUUUCCUCCAUGCUCCUGUCAGAAGUUUUAAGAAAGGGAAAAUAGGCAAAUGCCCCUCUUAACCAUACCAUAUUUUUCUUUCCUAUUUUUUUUUUGGAGAUACGGGUCUCACUAUAUUCUUGCUAAGACUGGUUUCAAACUCCUGAGCUGAAGCAAUCCUCCAGCCUCAGCAUCCUGAAUAGAAUAUGUUUUCUUUUUGUUGCUGGUUUGAGAUCCAAGAACCAUUAUUAAAAGUUAUAUAUUUAUAGUGAAA
Messenger RNA from Gorilla gorilla gorilla (western lowland gorilla), 4699 nucleotides. RefSeq names its product serum amyloid A like 1 (gene SAAL1). The record is from RefSeq and is a predicted model, not a curated record. The transcript is spliced from 12 exons. Gene Ontology annotation, cellular component: nucleoplasm. Gene Ontology annotation, biological process: positive regulation of synoviocyte proliferation. Bases 60 to 1481 code for a protein of 473 amino acids. NCBI's taxonomy places the organism in Eukaryota, Metazoa, Chordata, Mammalia, Primates, Hominidae.